Brassica rapa (field mustard) is the source of this 2152-nucleotide messenger RNA. Its product is annotated as 26S proteasome regulatory subunit 7 homolog A. NCBI's taxonomy places the organism in Eukaryota, Viridiplantae, Streptophyta, Magnoliopsida, Brassicales, Brassicaceae. The record is from RefSeq and is a predicted model, not a curated record. Gene Ontology annotation, molecular function: ATP hydrolysis activity; ATP binding.
UUUACGCUCCAAUUCUUUCAAGUGUUUUUUUCACUGGAACUUCUGAGAAAGAUCUUUGUUACUUUGAAACAGUUGAAUUUUCAAAUUUGCACUAGGAAAAGGAAAAAAAGAAACAUAACAGAAACUUGUUCAAAUUUUCAAUGUCCCAGUCAAUGGGAUCUCGUUUCUGAUAAACAGAUGAUGCAAGAGGAGCAGCCUCUCCAGGUUGCUAGAUGCACUAAGAUUAUUAGUCCAAACACUGAAGAUGCCAAGUACGUCAUUAAUGUCAAACAGAUUGCUAAGUUUGUGGUUGGCCUUGGCGAUAAAGUGUCUCCCACUGACAUUGAAGAAGGCAUGCGCGUUGGAGUUGAUAGGAAUAAGUAUCAGAUACAGAUUCCUCGACCUCCCAAAAUCGAUCCUAGUGUCACCAUGAUGACUGUUGAAGAGAAACCUGAUGUUACUUACAAUGAUGUUGGUGGCUGCAAGGAGCAGAUUGAGAAGAUGCGAGAGGUCGUUGAACUGCCAAUGCUUCACCCGGAGAAGUUUCUGAAGCUUGGAAUAGAUCCUCCCAAGGGCGUUCUCUGCUACGGUCCUCCUGGUACCGGCAAAACCCUUUUGGCUAGAGCUGUUGCCAACAGAACCGAUGCUUGCUUUAUCAGAGUUAUUGGCAGUGAGCUUGUUCAGAAGUAUGUCGGCGAAGGAGCUAGGAUGGUUCGUGAACUGUUUCAGAUGGCACGGUCCAAAAAAGCAUGCAUUGUCUUCUUUGACGAAGUUGACGCCAUUGGUGGUGCUAGAUUUGAUGACGGUGUAGGAGGUGACAAUGAAGUCCAGCGUACUAUGCUUGAGAUUGUGAAUCAGCUUGAUGGUUUUGACGCACGUGGUAACAUCAAGGUUCUUAUGGCAACAAACAGACUCAUUGGUUACUUCUGUUCUGACACGCUGGACCCUGCUCUUCUACGUCCUGGACGUCUUGACCGUAAGGUUGAGUUUGGUUUGCCUGAUCUGGAGAGCAGAACACAGAUCUUCAAGAUUCACACAAGAACCAUGAACUGCGAGAGAGACAUCCGUUUUGAGCUCCUUGCUCGCCUCUGCCCAAACUCAACUGGAGCUGAUAUCAGGAGUGUGUGCACUGAAGCUGGAAUGUAUGCAAUCAGAGCUAGGAGAAAGACGGUGACUGAGAAAGACUUUCUGGAUGCAGUGAACAAAGUAAUCAAAGGUUAUCAGAAGUUCAGUGCAACCCCCAAGUAUAUGCCCCAUUACGUUUAGAGAGAGAGAGAGAGAGAAAGCGACUGUACUAAUGUCCUAAAACAAAUAAAACUUAGAAAACACUCGUCACCCUUUGUGUCUCUCUUACACUCGAUAUCUCUUUUGCAGUACCUUUUUCAGUUCCAGUAACUCCGUUGUGUUCUACAAUAAUGUCCGAUACUUUUUGAUUCCUUAAAUUCUCAUUUUAGUCUUAUCAUGGACUAUAUAUGAACCUUUACCUUUUUUUAUGGAAACUUCAUAACUGAGUGUGGCAACAUGCAUCAGACUCCGGCAUUUUCUUACUUGGUAUCUUGGCUUCCUCAAGCUGAAGUUUGCUGAUUUAUAACCCUUUACUAAAAGGAUUAUAAACAAGCUUCACUGGCGGACGAUUAAGUUCUUGUCCUAUAUGCUGGAAAAAUUAGGCUAAUCUCAUUAGUUGUCUACGUACAUACCGGUGAAUUUCUGGAGCCAAGUAUCUGUCGUGCCUAAAACGUUUUAGGCAAAAGUUGAUUCCCGGUGAUUUGAUCAUCAGGCUUGGAAAUAUUAUAUACAUAUUAUAUUAUCAUAUGAUCUUACAAAUUUAUUUUGGCUUGUUUGAAAAAGUAUGUACAUAAUUUGACUUUUGAUGGGGUUCUUAAUUAUUUAACAUGAAUUAAUUAGAAUCGAAUCUUGAUUUUUUUUCUUAAUUACUUUAUAUAUUAUACAAAAUGAUAUGAACUUACUAGUUCAAACAGCCAAAGAGAGUAUUAUUUACAACAAAACAGAUAUAUGUAUAUUAUUAGAAAAGGAGAAUACAUAUAACUGGAAUAUGUCUAAACAUGCAUAAGCAAUCUUGGCGGGUCUAAAUAGGCUUGGUGCACUGUAUUUCACUCCCAAAGCAUUGGCUCUUCAAACAUGCUCUUCUGUUAAGCAGUGACAAAUUUUGUGU